UCUGCAGUCGACUUCGUCACAGCUUGACCAUGGUGUCAAGGAAUUUUUUUAAACUGCACCAGUUUGUAGCGAAGCUCCUCUCCCACGAUCUCACGUGCUCAUACGCUGUGUUCCUGGAGCGCAUACAAGACAUGCAUUUUUUUCAGUCAACUCAACCACAACAGGUGCUGCGCCAACGCACCCGACGACACACAAAAACGGCGCUUGGAAGUUCCAAGUUUCAGCGAAAUUCCUCCGAUUUGUGGUGAUCUAGAACUUUUCCUCCGAUUAAUUUAGCCUAUUUUCGAGUGCAUUUGAUAUUGAAAACCUUCUGUUUCAAGAUUGUGUUCAGCUUGAUGAAAUACGUUUUCAGAGACCCUUUGCCUGAAGUCACUGACCCUCCAUCUCCAGAGGAUGCCCCAACACCACACCCGACCUGAAGACAAUAUAAAAUGGUUUAUGCAGAGCGUGUGUCAGUGCUGUGACUGGAUCCAACACCACUUCGGUCACUUGAGCGCAGAAUACCUUUCCCAGCUGGAGCAGAUGGGAGGAGAUAUCACAAAGCAGAAUGCCCCUGUCCUUUUCCCAACAUCACUUUACAGACACAUAUAUGAUGCCGAGUUUGAGGACAAAGUCAGAUUCCUGAACGAGACCAUCUAUCAAAUCAUAAAACUGUUUGAUGGGAAUAGGAAUAGGAAGUCAGUCACCUGGGACAAGAAACACCUGGACGAUUUCCUCAACAUUCUCGAACGCCAAUUUGAGAACCUUAGUUCCUGUGUAUCACCUGCCGUGAAACCUGAGAAGAGACUGAAACGGUACUUCAGGAAUUUGAAUAGAAAAGUUCUGAGAAAAAUGAACUACAGUGCAGAGGCGUGGGAGCUCAUCAGGAAAGAGACAAAACGUCAUCUGCAAAGAUUGGAUAUCCUUGUGGGACAGAUGUACUGAGCAUCCAUACUCAUCUCAGACGUUUCCCACUUACCAGUUUAUAAAGCAUGAAUACAAUCAUGUAUGACCCUGUUAGUUUAUUUAUUAUAUUUAAAUACGUAAAUUAUUGUUUUUUAUUUUCAUAAAUUAUUAUUUAUAUUUUGUAUUUCUCUUUUGUACCUGUAUUGAACUGAAACGUAUUGCCUGUGCACUUGAAAAUCAAUGAAAAAAGAAUAUUGAAAUUGUGAAUAAAAACUUAUUGUG
Molecule: messenger RNA, 1167 nt
Organism: Oncorhynchus keta (chum salmon)
Lineage: Eukaryota; Metazoa; Chordata; Actinopteri; Salmoniformes; Salmonidae
Product: interferon a3-like
Exons: 6
Coding region: 394-924 (176 amino acids)
Biological process (GO): defense response; response to exogenous dsRNA
Cellular component (GO): extracellular region
Molecular function (GO): cytokine receptor binding
Source: RefSeq, a predicted model, not a curated record